Molecule: messenger RNA, 486 nt
Organism: Recurvomyces mirabilis
Lineage: Eukaryota; Fungi; Ascomycota; Dothideomycetes; Mycosphaerellales; Teratosphaeriaceae
Exons: 3
Coding region: 1-486 (161 amino acids)
Biological process (GO): transmembrane transport
Cellular component (GO): membrane
Molecular function (GO): transmembrane transporter activity
Source: RefSeq, a predicted model, not a curated record
AUGCAGUGGUCGUCCGCCCGUGACAAUGGUCUUCCAGGAUCUGCGUGGCUGGCUCAGGUCUCGGCCAAAUCCAACGUUCCCGUACAUGCCGUGUUGACCACCGUCAUCAUUGUGGCAUUGAUCUCAUUGAUCAAUAUUGGCUCAUGCGCGGCACUCAACGCUAUCAACUCACUUGGUGGCAUCUCUAUUCUGGCCACUUAUCUAAUUGUUGUCGGAUGCUACAUUUGGAAUCGUGCCACGCAUGCGAAGCCACCUCGUGGGGAAUGGAAUCGCUACGGCUUCGUGAUUGCCGUUGUUGGGUGGGGCUCUGUCUUCCCAGUCUUCUUCUUUUUGCUUUGGCCGUUGUCAAAUCACCCAGAUGCUGUUUCUAUGAACUGGGCCAUCGCGAUGAACGGAGGUAUCAUGGUCAUCGCUUCCGCUUGGUACGUUGUAAGAGGACGGACUCUGUACCAACCCCCAGUCUCGAAAGUCAAAGAUUAUGCGUGA